Messenger RNA from Seminavis robusta, 1113 nucleotides. The record is from the annotation of a GenBank genome assembly. Lineage: Eukaryota; Bacillariophyta; Bacillariophyceae; Naviculales; Naviculaceae.
AUGGAACCACCCAAGCGCAAGCUUGUCUUGACCGAUCUUGGAUGGAACAACCCCAACAAAGCAAAAGGAUUGUCAGAGUUUCCAAGAUCCUUGAGGACAAGAGCAAUCUUGCAAGCCUUCAUUGACCACCCUGACUUCGAUCCACAAUUUCAUUGGCGGGGCAUGCUAGAAGGCAAAAUUCCAAUCGAUAUAUCCUUGCACUAUGUUGUACUGCUGGAUAUCGAAACUUGCUUUGAGUCCAACUAUCCCAACAAUGUGGCAAACUUCCACGCGAAUGCUGAUACUCGCAUGGGAAGAGUAGUCAAUGAUAAGGGAAUCAAUCCAUGUUACAGAAUGGGCGGGUGCAGAAAAUACAUUCAGCAUGUCCUUGAGUCGCCCUUGUUCCAGCAAGCCAAUAAGUCGACACUCUUAUACCUUCUUUGUGGUGGCAAUGGACCAGAGCAUACAAUACGAAAGCAAAAGAUCGCUUCAAACCAACUGUCUGUCUUGGCGCUCUCUGCUGGUCCAGAUAUGCUACAUGCAGACUCGGAUAUGGGUCUGCCGCCUCCACCCAUCCAUCCAGUCACUCUCAGCCACCAACAACACCAGGAAAUUAUGUCUUGUGGAAGUGAAUCUGAUGACAAUCGGCCCUAUCUAUUUUCUUUUGUGGGAAGGCAUCGGGGGAGCAGUCCUCGCUCAGAACUCUUCAAGCUACACAAUGGGAAUGAUGUGAUUUCCAUACAAACUCCAAAUUACUUGGAGGCCAAACAAAAGGGUGAGAUAAAUGAAACCUACCCCAGUCUCUUGAAAAAGAGCAAGUUUGGGGCUGCUCCUCGAGGAGACAAUAGAUUCUCCUAUCGUUUUACUGAAGUUUUGAGUGCCGGGGCCAUUCCUGUGAUCUAUUCUGAUGGAUGGGUUCUGCCUUUUCGGAAAGAACUUGUGGAUUGGAGCAAGUGUGCCAUUGUAAUCCCUGAAGAUCAGGUUAGUCAGACCAUAGGAAUCUUGAAAGACAUUACAGAAAAACAACGCUGCAGAAGGAGGCAAUACUGCUUUGGCAUCUAUAACAAGUACAUGGCCAGUCCUGGAGCCACUCUUGCAGGCAUAUUGGACAGCCUUGAAGCUGCUCAAACCUAA